Messenger RNA from Arachis ipaensis, 3300 nucleotides. Lineage: Eukaryota; Viridiplantae; Streptophyta; Magnoliopsida; Fabales; Fabaceae. The record is from RefSeq and is a predicted model, not a curated record.
AAGUAAGCCAUAUAUACAUACAUAAAAUAAGCAAAAGCUUGAAUCAAAAUCAAUGGGGUAUUUGAUGUUGUUGGUUGUUAGAGUGGUGUUGUGUGUGUAUAUGUUUAUGAUGUUCCAUUUUGCAUGUUUCUCUUCGCAUCUAUGCCAUUCCCAAGACAGCUCUGCCUUGCUUCACUUUAAGACCCAUUUCAUUUUUGACCCUUCAAUUUUUGAAUAUCAUUAUGACUAUGACUAUGAGUAUGUGCACGAGUAUGAGGAUGGGUAUGAGUACGAGUACGAGUAUAAGUGCCCUCAUGUUUAUCCAAAGAUGAGUACGUGGAAAAAUGGGACAGAUUGCUGCUCAUGGAUGGGUGUCACGUGCCACUCUGUGUCUGGUCACGUGAUUGGCCUCGAUCUCAGUUGUGGUGCACUUGUAGGUAAUAUCUAUCCCAAUAGCACUCUUUUUCAUCUUACUCAUCUCCAAACACUCAGCCUUGCUUUCAAUUCUUUCAAUUAUUCUCCAUUUUCAUCUCAGUUUAGUAAGCUUGUGAGUCUCACACACUUGAAUUUAUCUGAUUGUGAAUUCAAAGGUGAAAUUCCUUCCCAAAUCUCACACCUUUCCAAAUUACAAUCACUUGAUCUCUCUUCUUUUUAUGAUGAUUUGAUGUGGAAAGAAAUUACUUGGAAGAGAUUGCUGCAAAACACAUCUUUGAGAGAGAUUGUAUUGGAUAAAACAGAUAUGUCUUCAAUUGGUCCAACACCAAACCCUUUGUCUUUGAUCGCCAACUUGUCUUCCACUUUGGUUACUCUCAGUCUUGUUUAUACUGGAAUAAGGGGUUCUUUGACAAAUGACAUACUUUGUUUACCCAAUCUUCAACACCUCAUUCUAACAGGGAAUAAAUUGUCAGUCCAUCUUUCCGAGUUGAGUUGUACCAUUUCUCUUAGUAUCUUGGAUCUUUCAUUUUGUGGUAUCCAAGGGCCUAUCUCUUCACCAUUCUCUAAUCUAACACACCUCACUUCCUUGAAUUUGGCGGGAAAUCAACUCAACAGUUCAAUCCCGUCAUCACUUUUAAACCUUCAGCGUCUCACUCACCUCGAUCUUUCAAUGAAUGAUCUUAGUGGUCAAAUUCCAAAUGUGUUUGAUAGGCUCACCAACUUGCAAACUCUCUCUCUUCAUGAUAAUAAUUUCCAAGGGAAGCUGCCAUCCUCAUUAUUUGCCUUAACUCAACUCUCUUCCUUGGAUUAUUCUAAUAAUGAAAUUGAGGGACCACUACCUAACAAAGUAGCAUUUUUAAAUCUCACUGACUUAAUCCUAAGAGACAACUUAUUAAAUGGGACAAUCCCUCAGUGGGCCUUAUCCCUCAAGUCUUUGAGAUACUUAGAUCUAUCCAAUAACAGAUUCAGAGGGCACAUAAGUGAAAUUACAUCUUAUUCCUUGGACCAUUUAGACUUGUGCAACAAUGAGCUCCAUGGAAACUUUCCAGAAUCCAUUUUCCAUCUUGUCAACCUUACUCUUUUGUGCUUGUCUUCAGAUAACUGGAGCGGCAUUGUCAACUUCCAACUCUUUUCUAAGCUUCAAAACUUGGAGCAUCUUUAUCUUUCAGGUUGUAGUUCAUUAUUGCUAAAAUCUGAAACAAGUGUUAAUCACACUUUCUCCAAUUUGUGGGAACUGCAGUUGCUUUCUAGCAAUAUUACUGGUUGGUUGGAAUUCUCAGGAAAAUUUCCAAAUUUAGAUUAUCUUAAAUUGUACAACAAUAGUGUUGAGGAAAAAGUGCCAGAAUGGAUACAUGGUAUGGAUUCAUUAAGUUAUUUGAAUCUCUCACAAAACAAUGUUACAUUGAUGGACCAUUUCCCAUGGUAUCGACUUGAAUACCUUGAUCUUAGUUUCAACUCCAUGGCUGAUGACAUUUCUUCCUUCUUUUGUAAUGCAACCAUUCUUUACAUUAUCAACUUGUCCCACAACAAAUUCACAGGAACAUUUCCACAGUGCCUUGCCAAUAGAUCAUUCUUUGGAGAUUUGGAUCUACAAAUGAACAAACUUCAUGGAACUUUGCCAGACACCUUUCCGAAUCUUAAUACACUGAAUCUCAAUGGCAACAAUUUCGAAGGUCUAUUGCCGAAAUCUUUGUCCAAAUGCUCAGGACUUGUGGAUUUGGAUCUCGGUAACAAUCAAUUUGAGGACACAUUUCCCAAUUGGCUUCAAAAUCUAUCAUAUUUGGAAAUACUGGACUUACGAGGCAAUAAGUUGUACGGUCAGAUUGCAAAUUUGAAAUCUGAAAAGAUAUUUGCAAGUUUGAUUAUUUUUGACAUAUCAUGCAAUAACUUUAGCGGCUCAUUACCAAAAGCAUACAUACAAAAUUUUCGAGCCAUGAAGAUUGUUCAUGAUGUGCAAAGCCCUUUCUCUUAUAUUGAUACAGAUUGGAUUGAUACAAAUGAAGCAUAUGAGGGUUCUAUGGUUGCAACAAUUAAAAGAGUCAGUCUUCCUUUUACGAAAAUUCCAAAUGGCUUUGCAAUUAUGGAUUUGUCAGAAAACAAAUUUGAAGGAGAGAUUCCAGAUGUUAUUGGAGAGCUUCAUAGACUCAAAAGCCUCAACCUUUCAUAUAACAACCUCAUUGGUCCUAUUCCCCCCUCUUUGGGAAAUUUGACAAACCUUGAAUCAUUGGACCUCUCCUCAAAUAUGCUUACUGGGAGAAUUCCCACUGAAUUGACCAAUCUCAACUUUCUUGAAGUCUUGAAUUUCUCCCAAAACCAACUGGUUGGACCAAUACCUCAAGGAAAACAGUUUAAUACAUUUUCAAACAAUUCCUAUGAGGGAAACAUGGGGCUAUGUGGAUUUCCAUUGUCAAUUCAAUGCAACAACAAUGUCCCUUUGCAACAAUAUCCAUCUUCUGAGGCUGAAGACAAAUUUGGAUUUGGUUGGAAACCAGUGGCAAUAGGAUAUGCAUGUGGAAUGGUGCUUGGAAUUGGAUUAGGAUAUUGUGUUUUCUCAAUUGGAAAGCCUCAAUGGAUUGUGAUCAUCUUCGGAGGUAAAAGGAUCAAAAGGAGGAGCCGUGGAAACCGCCGGCGUGCAAGAACAACUCUGUUUCAGCUUUUUGUUGUAAUGUAAAUGUGUAAUAAAUUUAUGUCUUGUGCUCUUGUGUUUUUUAUGUUUUAUUUGAUUUGACGUUGUACUUUUAAGUAUUUGUUCUAUAGUUGUAAGAUAUGUUGCAAGUGAAUUCUGUUUUCAAAGCCUAUAUAUGUGUGCGAGAGUUUCUUGCUCCAAAACUUCUUCACUUGCACCUUCCAAGUAUGUAGAAGACUAUAACAACUAUCAAUAUUAUG